Messenger RNA from Colletotrichum phormii, 823 nucleotides. RefSeq lists its product as uncharacterized. Bases 15 to 746 code for a protein of 243 amino acids. The record is from RefSeq and is a predicted model, not a curated record. The transcript has a single exon. Lineage: Eukaryota; Fungi; Ascomycota; Sordariomycetes; Glomerellales; Glomerellaceae.
GGAGAGCUUCAGCGAUGGGGCCUUCGAAUUCGUCGAAGAGGGCCUGGAGGUUUUGGUCAUCGGCGAAGGGUGUAGGCUCUUGCUUGAAGUCUUGCUGGAAGUCCUGCUGGAACUCUGGCCUGAGUUCUUGUUUUAACUCUGUUGGCUCUAUGCUCGAUAGCACGAGGGGUAUGUCGUCUGCGGUGGUGGGAGGUGUUAGUUGGCGCUGCUCUUGCUUAAGCGGUGGUGGUGUUCCUGGUAGUGCGAUGAAAAGGACGUUCGGGUUUAUCGUCGCGGCCUGCGCGGGUUUGACCUCUUCCUGCUCGAACUUGGAUAGGGAACCAUUAUUGGAGUCGCCGUUACCUCCAAAAAGCGAGCCGUCUGAGAUUUGGCUCUCGGAGAGCUGUGAUAUUAUCGCCUCCUCGAUGGUAGUCUCUGGGAUCUGCGUAGUCUCCUUUUCGACUUCGGGGACCGGCCCUUCGACGCAAGCGUCGUCGAAGUUGAAAAAGGAGUCUACGUCACCGAAGGAGUCGUUGGCGUCGUUAAAGAGGGUUCCCGGGAGCUGGUCUGGGCUGAACUUGUCCAUCACCGGGGUGGACAGUACCAUGGCCAUUAUAUCUCCUAAAGUGUUGUGUAAAGUCAAGGCUGGAAGUCUGCGGCGGUGCUGUUCGUCCCUUAUUGCUCGACUUUUCCUGCGGUCCUCUUCGAGAAUGAAAUCAGGUCUAAUGUUUCGUGUAGUUGAAUCUCUGUACUUGAAAGAUCCGUAGUUGAGCUUGUCUGUAGUUAAAAGUGAGUAUGUACGGCGCAAAAGUGAAAACGAAUCGAUUGUCUAGGUAGUCCGAGG